AUGAAUCACAACACCAACAUCCACUUUGGGAACCGGACACUGAUCCCACACGAUCUCCACGGCCGGAGUUACCAAGACCCAGCCGUAAGCAUCGUGCCACAUCCGUUCCCUCCCAACCGCGCUCAUCCGACGUUUGAAGGACCUAGCCGAGACGAGCAUCAUUACCAUCAUCAUCAAAACCGACCUCCGGUUUAUCAUCAACCACCUAGACCAGUGUUGCAUUCACACCACGACCAUGUUCUCAAUAGGCGGAGAGAUAGCCAUUUCGAUGCCGUGCUUGAGGGUUUCAUGGAGAGCCAAAGAAGAACUAGCCGCGACAUUGAGACAAAGCUAGAGUUCACGCGAUACGAACUAGAUGGAAGACUUGGAGAACUCUCUACCCAAAUAGAGAGAGUAGAGUCAAGAUGCUUGGACAUGGAGGAAGAUUUGAAGAAGCAAGGCGAGGCCAUUGAAGACAAUAGGAGAGCGAUACACUUUACCAAAGUUUCUACCAAGGAGAUGGACAAUCACUUAGAUGAGAAGAUCUCAAGUCUUGAUAACAACCUCGAUGGCACCACCAAGAGUCUCAAUUCAAUAACAGCAGUAGCUCAUCAAGCUAAGAGGGAGGUAGCCGAAGUGACACUAAAGGAGAGGCAAUGUUACUCGACAAUGCUUACAUUGGUGGAAGGGCAAAAACAAGUGAAGGCACAAAUCCGAGAUUUACACAUCUCUCUAGACAAGAGGAGCCAAGAUAUUCAAAGAAGAGCUAGAGGGCUUGAAGACAAAGUAGAUGGAGUCUCCAAGGAAGUCAAGGAUUUAACCACUCGCUUAGCCAACUUGGAAGAGAAGGUCUUGACCGAGCAAAGACGACCGUUCCUAAGCACAACCAUGCCGCGCCCGUCUUUACUAUAA
Messenger RNA from Microthlaspi erraticum, 891 nucleotides. Lineage: Eukaryota; Viridiplantae; Streptophyta; Magnoliopsida; Brassicales; Brassicaceae. The record is from the annotation of a GenBank genome assembly.